AUGACCUUGGACGAUUUUUGUCCAUUUAAUAUCAUAAUAAUUAUCAGCAUUAGUGCAGCAGUUGCUCUUAUUGGAUUAAUUAUUGGUUUAAUUUUUGGUUUGUAUUUCAAAUACCGAACACAUAUUAAAGUAUGGCUAUUUGCGCAUCAGUGGUGUUUAUCCUUUGUAACGGAAGAGGAAUUGGAUAAGGACAAAUUGUACGACGCAUUUGUGAGCUUCUCGCACAAGGAUCACGAUUUUAUAGUAGACGAGUUGAUAUCGAAGCUAGAGAGUGGCCCGACACCGUUGAAAUUGUGUCUUCAUUAUCGAGAUUGGUUAGCAGACGAAUGGAUACCGGAUAAUAUUGCUAGAUCUGUGGAGAAUUCUAGACGAAUGAUAGUGGUACUGUCGCCAAAUUUUUUGGAGAGCAUCUGGGGAAGAAUGGAAUUUCGGGCUGCUCAUCGUCAAGCGUUAAACGAAGGUCGGACGCGAGUGAUACUGAUCUUGUAUAGUGACAUCGGGCCUACAGAUAAUUUGGAUCCUGAACUGAAAGCGUACAUAUCUAUGAACACGCACAUUCAGCGGGGAGAUCCUUGGUUUUGGGAUAAAUUAAGAUACGCGCUGGCGCAUCAAAUCUAG
Linepithema humile (Argentine ant) is the source of this 618-nucleotide messenger RNA. Lineage: Eukaryota; Metazoa; Arthropoda; Insecta; Hymenoptera; Formicidae. The record is from RefSeq and is a predicted model, not a curated record.